Messenger RNA from Closterium sp. NIES-65, 582 nucleotides. NCBI's taxonomy places the organism in Eukaryota, Viridiplantae, Streptophyta, Zygnematophyceae, Desmidiales, Closteriaceae. The record is from the annotation of a GenBank genome assembly.
AUGGGCUACAAAUCGCCCGCGCUCGCAGUGCUUUUCGCGCUGCUCCUCGCGACGUCGGUCGUGUCCGCGGAGGUGUCGUCAGAGCGCCUCAUCGACGAGGUCCGCGCGCUGACGAACGCGCUCAAGAGCCGCCCCAACUUCUCGCUCAUCUACCUCGCCGCAAAAUACGUGCUCAAGAAGCAAGACUCCCUCCUCGCGAAAUACGGCGCGGACGUGCUCCCGAACGCGGAGGCGAAAACCCUCCUCAUCCCCGACAACACCGCCGUACUCCGCUAUUUCAACGGCAAACUCCCCGAUACCCAAGAGGAGGUCGAAGCGCACUUAGACACGGUCCUCAUGAACGUGCUCGACGGGUCCUUCACGCUCGCGGAGCUCCGAAGCGGCUCGUCCUUCCCCACGGUUUACCAGGACCGCCGGCUGGUGCAGAUCGAUGUGGGGAAGGGGUGGCUGAAGCGCGGAACCGGGGUGGCGCUCGGGCAGGCGGGGUCGAAGCGGAGGACGUGGUCCAGGGUGAGCGACCCGGGAAUGUACAAGGGCGAUUUGUUCAUUGCUCAUGGCGUGACGAAUGUGCAGAAGCCGUAG